AUGGGGUUCAAAGUCAUUAUCGUGGGCGGUAGUGUCACCGGCUUGACCGUGGCUAAUAUGUUGGAGUGUUUCAACAUUGACUAUGUCCUCCUUGAAGCUUACCCACACAUCGCACCUCAAGUUGGUGCCAGCAUUGGUAUUUUGCCCAACGGUUUCCGUAUCCUGGACCAGCUUGGGUGUUAUGAACCCAUCAUCGACCUUGCAGGGGAAUGUCGCUACCCCCUGGGAUGCAUACGGGGACCUGAUGGUGUUCCAUUGACUGCUGCCUCAGAAACAAGCCUUUCAGUUCAUUUGGAGAAAGAAACGGGCUAUUCAUAUACUUUCAUCGAUCGACAAAUGCUACUGCAGAUUCUUCACAACAAUAUCAAGCACAAAGAUCGGAUUCUGCCAAACAAGAGAGUCACUCUUGUCGAAUUGACUAGUGACGGAGCUCGAGUUCACACCAAAGACGGUUCCACGUUCGAUGGCGAUAUCGUCGUUGGAGCUGAUGGCAUUCAUAGCAAAAUCAGAGAUGAAAUGUGGCGAAUUGGCAAGGAGCAGAGUCCUGGAUAUUUCCCCCAAGAUGAAACCUCACGUGUCCCGGUUUCAACUAGAUGUAUAUUCGGCAUCUCUAACCGGCCCCCCAAGUAUGGCACUCGAGCCCAGCAGCAGAUCAUUGGGAAAGGUUACUCCUAUCUUAUUGUUGCAGCACCUAUGAACCGAACCUACUGGUUUCUCUUCGAUGGACUCUCGAAAACUGAAUAUGGUAACGAAAUUUCGAAAUACUCCAAGGCCGACGAAGAAACACUAGUGAACGAUCGUCGCAAUGAUGUCAUUGCUGAGGAUGUUAGCUUUGGCGACUUGUACGACAAAAGGAUUAUGUCGACACUGGUUCCGCUUGAAGAAUACGUCUUUGAGAAAUGGCAUUAUAAGCGAAUCAUCACGAUCGGUGAUUCAGCUCACAAGAUUGACCCGGCAUCUGGCCAAGGAGGCAAUGGUGCUAUUGAGGCUGCAGCACUACUAGUCAACUCAAUUAUGGAACAGCUUCACUCGUCUCCCCAAGGCCUCUCUGAAACUCAAAUCGAGGCUGCCCUAGCAAAAGUUCAUACUCUGCGAUAUGAGCGAUCCUGUGAUCUGGUGUCGGGAGCACACACGUUACAGAAGAUAACAAGCCAGAGAAUGCCACUGGCUAGUCUCUAUCAAUAUCUCGUCCCAUAUUUCGGCCCAACCUCGACUGCCGACCUUAUCGUCCCAAUCUGUGCUGCUGCUCCCAAGAUCGAAGGUAUUCCCGUACCACACCGACCGCACUGUGUUCCUUUUGAAGAUGAGCUUCCUGUCAAGCCCGUCAAGAGUAAGUUGGCAAGGCGGGUUCCAUGGAUUCUUGCGAGCGGCCUUGGUAUAUCGGCAUAUCUUACGCUUGGAAAGAACUCCCUACAGGGAGCAACAUGCGUCUCUGAGGUGUUGAAGCAAUGGGGAACUGGGGGUGCUUUGGCACAAUCCGUCGGCUUAGAAUCUGCGGCUAGCCUUGCCAUCAGUUUGAUCCCGACUCUCUCCACAUGGCUGGUUGAGGGAUCUCGAAAUCGAAUCGUUCUUGAUCCUUUAUCAUGGACAUCAUUACAAUCCGGCAUAUACGCCAUGGCUGGACCAGCAUCAAUGCCCACUCUCUUCUCUCUAUCGUCUGUUCUUUUAUCCACCCCUUGUAUCACAAAUAGAGCAGUCAACACAAAGGUUGCCAGUUCUAUUGUACCAGGUAUAGCCUUGGGGUACAUAGCACCUACUCUAGGAGCGCUGAUUGCUCCCGGCACUAAGUAUAUGCCACAACUUGAUCUCAUAUGGCGAGCACACCCAGUGCUUUGCAUCGCCUUGACCCGAGGGAUCGCAGCGCUCCGAGCUGGGCGUGACAACAAGGGCAAAUCCGACGAAAGAGAAAAGAACAGCGAGAAGAAGCCAAUCGACUUCAUUUCCGACGACGAGCUUCAGAUGUAUAGCGGCGCCGAUGUGUCAACACUCAAAUGGAUCCAUGGCUCUGCCUUUGCUGCCAGUAUCAUUCUACCCCUUGCUGCAAAGCUUGCAUCAAACGCUGGUGUGAAUAUCUUCGGCAACGCUGCCGACACAAUUUUACCUAUGAUGGGUUCCGUCCCGGCGAUUAGUACUAUCAACGCCGCAUCAACCCUCGUAUACUGUCUAUACUCUGCCUGGCAGUUGCGAUCACUUGGUUUCGUCAAGACACAGCAGGCUGUCAUUGGGGGUUUUGCUUCAGUCACUGCUCUGGGUCUUGCAGGACCUGGUGCUGCUAUUGCAGGAAUGUCUUAUUGGCGGGAGUCUGUUAUCUCGGAUUUGGGAAAGUUGUAUAGCUAG
Messenger RNA from Fusarium pseudograminearum CS3096, 2337 nucleotides. RefSeq lists its product as uncharacterized. Bases 1 to 2337 code for a protein of 778 amino acids. The record is from RefSeq and is a predicted model, not a curated record. NCBI's taxonomy places the organism in Eukaryota, Fungi, Ascomycota, Sordariomycetes, Hypocreales, Nectriaceae. The transcript is spliced from 5 exons. Gene Ontology annotation, molecular function: FAD binding.